AUGUGCUUCCCCAAGAGUUGGUGCAGCAGAUCGAAAAUGUUGCUGCAGCCUUCGGCAAGGUUUGCUGCUGCUGCUGCUGCUGUAGUAGUAGUAGCAGCUGUAAAGCUGGUACUGAAUGAAAGUCGCUACUUCAUCGAGUCUGCCAGCAAGGAUGAGUUGGAUCAUCUUCUGUCAAAUCCGCAGUUUCGCAGUGCCUCUUUGCUGCCGCAGCAGCAGCAGCAGCAGCAGCUCAUGCGUCUGGUGCAGCAGCAGCCCACGGGGAGCUCCGACUCCGCCGAGCAGCAGCAGCAGCAGCAGCAGCAGCAGCAGCAGGAAAAUAUCUACUUGACGAGCAGCGCGCCCACGCUCGAUGCUUCGCAGCUGGCCUUUGUGACAUCGGAGCCAGAUGAAGCAGCAGCAGCAGACAGCAGCAGCAGCAGCAGCAGCAGCAGCAGCAUGUCAGACGUCAAGACGGAGCCUGGUGCUAAGGGUGGGCAGCAGCAGCAGCAAAAGGGCAACAAUGAGCGCCAAGUGACUGCUGCCUCUCUCUUGUGCCUUUUUCUUCCUUUUUAA
Molecule: messenger RNA, 552 nt
Organism: Eimeria tenella
Lineage: Eukaryota; Apicomplexa; Conoidasida; Eucoccidiorida; Eimeriidae
Exons: 3
Coding region: 1-552 (183 amino acids)
Source: RefSeq, a predicted model, not a curated record